UGUUGGAGUCGCCUACAGGAGAGGAGAGACCUACUGAGCAUGGCUGCCUGAGAGCUCAGGGAGGAGAAAAAGCGAGAUUUUUAUUUAAAUUUUUUCCCACUUUCACAGAACCGACUGUAUUUGGACGCGUUUUUUGCGGGGGGAACCAGAAAUAUGGAUUAUACGCGGUUUUUGUGGAUAAAAUCGCGGAGUUUAAUCUGAGGAACAAACUCGUGGAUCGAUGAGAGAAGACGGGCAGCUCAGAGAGGAGCAGCCCCCCCGCUGACAUAAAGAGAGUGAGGAGAUUACAGUAGAAGAAGCUCAGAGAGGAGGCGAACAGCGCACGAGCUCCUCUCCUGCUGCCUUCAGAGCCAUGAGCCGGGCUCUUAUGGACCAUACCGCCACUGCUAGUUUCCGUGAAGAUGCCCCUCGACCCCCGGUGCCCGGGGAGGAGGGCGAGGCGCCCAGCUACCCCUGCAGACUCGCAGUGAUGAAACCCCUGGAACCCCCCAAGCCCGUUCCGCUCGGCUCUCCGGGCUCCUCCUCGGCGCGGAGGAACGAGGAGCCGGAGGGGAGCGCGUCGCCGGACUCGCCGCUGUCCCGGUGGACAAAGUCUCUGCACGCGCUCGUCGGGGACCAGGAUGGCGCCCUGCUGUUCAGGACCUUCCUGGAGCGGGAGAAAUGCGGCGACGCGUUGGACUUCUGGUUCGCCUGCAACGGCUUCAGGCAGAUGGACCUGAAGGACACCAAAACGCACAGGGUCGCCAAAGCCAUUUACAAGCGGUACAUCGAAAACAACAGCGUGGUUGCCCAACAGCUGAAGCCGGCCACCAAGACCUUCAUCCGGGAUAACAUCAAGAGGCAGCACAUAGACUCUGCCAUGUUCGACCAGGCGCAGACGGAGAUCCAAACCAACAUGGAGGAGAAGGAGUACCAGAUGUUCCUGACCUCUGACAUUUACCUCCAGUACGUGAGGACUGGGGGCGAGAACCCGGCUCUCCUCAGCUCGGGGUCUUUGGGCAGCCUGAAAGUUGUCUGUGGAUAUCUGCCCACUCUCAACGAAGGAGAGGAGUGGAGCUGCGACUUCAGAGCCAAAGCUCUGCUCGGAUUGAAGGGCCAAAGGGCCCCCAUGACGCUGAGAGCUGUGGAGAGGGGAUACAGAUCGUGCAAGAGAGGAGACUCGCUGAACCCCUGCCACGUGGGCUCCUUUGCCCCCGUCAGCAGCACCAACGACAGCGAGGUUUCCAGUGAUGCUUUGACUGACGAUGCCAUGUCUGUGACUGACAGCAGCGUAGAUGGCAUCCCUCCAUAUAAAAUGGGCUCCAAGAAGCAGCUUCAGAGAGAGAUGCAGCGCAACAUGAAGAUGAACAGCCAAGUUGCAUUGCCUCCCUUUCCUCGUACACAUCGUCCUCCAGCGGAGAUGGUCCCGAUGGAGCCAUCACAGUUUGCAGCCCAGCUGAUCUCUCGUCUGGAGAACCUGAAGAGGGAGCAAGAUACCAUCAGCUCUCUGGAGGAAAGGCUUCAGCAGAUUCAGGAGGAGGAGGAAAGAGAGGACACAGACAUCAAUGGAAGUGCUCCCCAACUCUCCCCGCAUCCUUUAACCCUCCUCUCCGGUUCCUCUGACGAGGAUCCGCAGGCCAUCUUGGACGAGCACCUUUCUCGGGUUUUGAAGACUCCCGUCUGCCAGUCACCUACAGUGAUCCGGCACUCCCCUCGCUCCAGCUCCCCAGAGCACCAACUGUUCACCUGUGCUGGCUUUGGAGUCCAGACCCAAGGGAGGACCGGACCACCGAGUUCUUCUGUCUCCAGUCCGAACCAGGGGGCAUUCGCUCUGGCCUUGGGCCCCAAUCGAACCCUCGUAAACAGGCAGAAUACAAAACACAUCCACCACCACUACAUCCACCAUCAUGCCAGUCCGAAGCCUAAAGAGCAGAUAGAAAGGGAAGCGGCCCUCAGGGUGCACGGUGUGUGCUCCAGCAGCGGGAGGUGCCAGUCCUGCCAGGCGUACCCCCGCAGUCGCAGCCUGGGCAGAGAGAUGUGUGGGGCCGUGUCUUUAGAGAACAACAUGGGUCGGUCCAGUUCUCUGUCGAGGCAUGUGUAUCGCUCAGGAGCGGAGGAUGGGGUCGCAGAGAGAUGUACGGAGGAGUGUGGGAGCGUACAGCUGCCCAGUGACACCACAGACCCCACCCAGAACGUGUUGCAGUGGAUCCUGGAGAGUAAACGUCAAGGCAGACACAAGUCCAACAGUACCCAGAACACUAAGAAAUCCUUUGGAGGCUCAUCGACUCAGACGCACACAUGGGGAGGUGGUGGAAGCUGUGGCCACCUACGUAGCCACCAGCCUGCACAGCCAUUCAUCCAGGACCCUGCUAUGCCUCCUCUCCCCCCUCCCAACACACUGGCACAACUGGAGGAGGCUUGCCGCAGACUGGAGGAAGUCUCCACCAAACCCACCAAGCAAAGGCAUUCAUUGUCUUCUGUUCAGCGUGAGAAGUCCCACCAAGUGUCUGUCCAGGGUGGGAGCACCGUCCCUCUGUGUCUUACCAGCCCCAGUCCAGCUGCUUCCCUCAUCACAGCCAGUACAAGUGUCCAGUCAGAAGAGUGUAAGAAAAGUUUGGGAACCCACGCUGGCUGCAGCGGGGAGACGGUGGUGACGUAUUUCUUCUGCGGUGAGGAGAUACCGUACCGGAGGACCAUGAAGAGUCACAGUCUCACUCUGAGCCACUUCAAAGAGCAGCUUCGCAAGAAGGGCAACUACAGGUACUACUUCAAGAAAGCCAGCGACGAGUUCGAGUGUGGUGCCGUGUUCGAGGAGGUGUCAGACGACAGCUCCUUGUUGCCCACCUACGAGGGCAAGAUCCUGGGGAAGGUGGAGAGGAUGGAGUGACGCCGUGCUGUCAGGGUUGUGGAUUACGCUCCCGCGGACGCCUUUGUGGAUUCCCUUCAUUUAAGCUAAGACUGUAGGACCGAAGAUGUGGAAGAAACACUGAGGUUCAGCAGAUGGACUCGAUGAAACACAGAAGAAAACCGAAAAAAAUUAUAUUUACCGGACUUUGGAGAGAACAGCUGCCUUGAAUUGAAGAAAACAUGGACUCUGUGCGUGCACGUGUGCGUGCGUGUGUUGGACUGAAGUCUUUCCAGCAGAGACUUUAGGUGAAUGACCACUCAUCAGGGAAGCAGUGGGCUUAAAUCUGGGACUGAGAGCUGACCUGAACCCUGUCUGUGCUGGUGUCUGCUCACGAGCGCCCUCCAGCACAUCGUGCACAUGCAGACAUACAUGUACGUUGUUUUGCGUCGUAUGGGGUGCACAUAUUGCAGUGUAAAGAUUUAUAUUACUAUUUAUUGGAAAUUUCCCAAGUAGCUUGGAUUAGACAGAUUUUGAAAUCCUUCCCUUCAGCGUCCUGCAGGAAAAGAAGGUGUUUUUACUGGUUCUUACUGAA
This is a messenger RNA of Nematolebias whitei (Rio pearlfish), 3419 nucleotides long. RefSeq names its product axin-2. The record is from RefSeq and is a predicted model, not a curated record. The coding region runs from base 353 to 2866 and encodes 837 amino acids. NCBI's taxonomy places the organism in Eukaryota, Metazoa, Chordata, Actinopteri, Cyprinodontiformes, Rivulidae. The transcript is spliced from 11 exons. Gene Ontology annotation, biological process: negative regulation of canonical Wnt signaling pathway.